Penicillium lagena is the source of this 1293-nucleotide messenger RNA. RefSeq names its product anthranilate phosphoribosyltransferase. Gene Ontology annotation, biological process: L-tryptophan biosynthetic process. The transcript has 2 exons. Bases 1 to 1293 code for a protein of 430 amino acids. NCBI's taxonomy places the organism in Eukaryota, Fungi, Ascomycota, Eurotiomycetes, Eurotiales, Aspergillaceae. Gene Ontology annotation, cellular component: cytosol. The record is from RefSeq and is a predicted model, not a curated record. Gene Ontology annotation, molecular function: anthranilate phosphoribosyltransferase activity.
AUGCUGUCUCCCAAAUCAGAGAAGCCCGAGCCGGUCUCGAUUUCCCCCCUGCUCCAGCGCCUGGCCUAUCCUGCCUCAGCGGAGAUCCGAGUUAGCGCUGAGGAUAUUGCCUCUGCAUUCGCUCUGAUCUUCGAGGACCGCCUGUCGAUGAUUCAGACCGCAGCGCUAUUGACUCUAUUGCACUCCACGCGCAAGGACAAGGAGGCUGAUGUCAUUGCGAAAUGCUCGCAUCGGAUGCGAGAGGCUGCAUGCCAGGUGGAGAAGGACUCAUUGAAGAAGGUGGUCAAGGCUCGUGGCAAACGAGAGGGUAACUACAAUGGCGGAUUGUGCGAUAUCGUCGGCACCGGCGGUGACUCACAUUCGACCUUCAACAUCUCUACGACGGCCUCGAUCGUUGCCUCCCCGCUCCUGAUGACCGCCAAACACGGCAAUCGCGCCCAGACUUCAUUCUCAGGGUCUGCCGAUGUCCUCAAUGCAAUCCAGCCCGUGCCUCCCAAGCUUACGGCGGUCAAUGCCGAGAGCAUGGUGAAAGUGUACGAGGAGACAAACUAUGCGUUCUUGUUUGCGCCCAAUUUCCACCCGGGAAUGAUGUACGCCGAUCCCGUGCGCCGCUCCCUCGGCCUCCGAACCAUUUUCAACCUUAUGGGCCCGCUCGCAAACCCAGUCGAUUGGGCACUGGAGGCGCGCGUUGUUGGCGUGGCGUACCAGGCACUGGGGCCAGUUUUCAUUGAGGCUCUGAGGCAAAGUGGAGCCAAGAAAGCGCUGGUGGUCUGCGGAGAAGAGGACAUGGAUGAGAUCAGCUGUGCGGGCAAGACAAAUUGCUGGAGACUCUCCGAGUACCCCAACCCGGCGUACGACAAGUCGUCGGCUGGCGAGCAAGACUGCUCGAGUGACGAGGAAGAGAUACCUCGCACGUUGGUCAAGCUCGAGACUUUCCAGCUGCAUCCGUCAGACUUUGGUCUGCCCGUCCAUCCUCUCACAUCUGUGUACGGGCGGAAGAUGCCCAAGGAGAACGCCGCGAAGCUAAUGGCCAUUCUCCGCAACGAGCUGCCGCGCGAAGAUCCGAUCUUGGAGUUCGUGCUCAUGAACGUGGCUGCUCUGCUGGUCACCUCUGGCAUUUGUGAGGCCGAGACCAGCAACAUGGGCCCCGGGGAUGACGGCAAGGUCAUCACGGAGCGUGGGCCCGGCGGGGGUCGCUGGAAAGAAGGUGUGCGACGGGCACGCUGGACCAUCGAGAGCGGCGCCUCUCUUAAGUGCCUGGAGCAGUUUAUCGAAGUCACCAACCGACUCUGA